AUGAAGGGUGCAAGUGAAACAGGCGCUUCCGCGGAAGCGCCGAGUGGCAGCAAAGUAACCUUCCGUGUCAUCCUCACCUCUGAGCGCAGCCAGCCGUUCCGUGUGAUCAGCAUUGCCGAGGAGGCCCCUCUCACGGCGGUAUUGCGCUUUGCCGCCGAGGAGUUCGGCAUUGCUUCCGUCGACUCCAUGGCUGCGACCACCAAGGACGGCACAGGGAUUCACCCCGCGCAGACGGCCGGUACGGUGUUCAUGAAAUAUGGCCAGGAGAUCCGGCUGAUUCCGCGCGAUCGUGUCGGUGCCACCCUUGUGUCCGUCUCCUGA
Messenger RNA from Leishmania braziliensis MHOM/BR/75/M2904, 321 nucleotides. RefSeq lists its product as hypothetical. The transcript has a single exon. Gene Ontology annotation, biological process: protein K69-linked ufmylation. Bases 1 to 321 code for a protein of 106 amino acids. The record is from RefSeq and is a predicted model, not a curated record. Gene Ontology annotation, cellular component: cytoplasm; nucleus. Lineage: Eukaryota; Euglenozoa; Kinetoplastea; Trypanosomatida; Trypanosomatidae.